Molecule: messenger RNA, 1727 nt
Organism: Ilyonectria robusta
Lineage: Eukaryota; Fungi; Ascomycota; Sordariomycetes; Hypocreales; Nectriaceae
Exons: 1
Coding region: 45-1457 (470 amino acids)
Source: RefSeq, a predicted model, not a curated record
CGAACGGGGGCGGCGCCGAGGAAGGGGUCGAGACGCUGCGGAAGAUGGGGACAGAGGCACUCCAGACACACGGCCAUCUUCAGCAGAUACCGAAGGACGCGGACAACCCCGUCAGUGGAAUCAACGCCGAGGACCGCGUCCUUGAGCUGAUGGAGCCCCGGUGGUUCCCGGACGGCGUGCCAUGUUUCGACCCUCGAUCAAUUCAGGAGGUUCUGGAGCGGCCGUGGUUCCGCCGCGUCUGGGUCCUGCAGGAGGCGGCCGUCAACACCAACGUCGCCUUCCACUGCGGACGGCAGACAAUCUCGAAGCAUGUCCUGUGGGCAGGCGUCCGCUGCGCCAAGCUCCUGGCCAACAAGAUAUCGAAUCGCAGCCGGGCCGGCGGCUGCGAUGCUGGCGACCCGAGCAUCUUGCAGGCCGAAGCCGGCGUCGGGUUCUUGUCCAGACGAACCCUGGAACUGGUGACGGCUCGGAAACGAAAGCUCCCUCUCCAGGCGCUGUUGUGCGAUGUCACGAUGAAUCUGGGCGAGUGGGCUUACGAGGCGACCGAUCCGCGAGACCGCGUCUUUGCGAUACUCGGCUUCUCCUGCGAUGCUGACGUCCUCAACAUCCGCCCUGACUACGCCAAGACCUGCGCAACCAUCUACACGGACGUUGCCGAGGCGAUCCUGGCUCGCUCGGGAACGCUUGAUAUCUUGUAUGCCGUCUCCGGGCCCCGGAACGUCAAGGCCUUGCCCUCAUGGGUCCCGGACUGGUCAGUCCCUGUCCCAUCUACGUUUGGGCCCCGCAGCAUUGGCAGAUUCUCCGCCGCCGGCCCCAUGUCUCGAUCUCGCACGGCAUUCAAAUCAGACCAAUUUCACAACAGGCUUCUGGUCCUGUCUGGAUACCGAGUUGACACGGUGGAGGCGGUGGUGCCGUAUCAGGUGGACCCGCAGUGGGAAGACGACUCUGACAACGAGGGCCGAAUGUCUCUGUUAACCGAUUCUCUCCGAGAUCUCGGCUCGAGAGAGCAGACUGCCUACCCUUCAGAAGAGGCGAGGUACGACGCGUUGUGGAGAACACCAAUCGCCGACUGCGACGCCGUCAUCGACACGAAACUGAAGAUGCGGCCAGCGGCAUCUGAAUGGAUGAAGAAGUCUUUUGAAGCCUUUGUAGGGAUCGCCCACCAAGCAGACUCAGCGUGGAGGAGGAGAGCUUCCAAACCUUACAUUCACACUAUGAAGCUCGAAGCUGCCCGGCGGCGAGUCUUUGUUUCGUCACGGGGAUAUUUUGGUCUUGGACAAGAAACCCUGCGUGUCGGAGACACUAUAUGUGUCCUCCUUGGCGGAGACAGUCCUUUUCUCAUUCGAGAAGUCGGGCUUGGUUACCAUGAGCUCAUUGGUGAGGCUUAUGUCCAUGGGAUAAUGUGUGGGGAGUUCUUGGGUAAGAACUUGACUGUUGAGCAGUUUAUAAUAUGCUAAGAAUCAAGCUUGCGAGCAAGCCAUAGGGCGGGAUCGUGGUCAUUGGGUCAGUGAUGUAGUUUGUCAUAAAAGGAGAAAGAAAGGAAAGUUGGGUUGUCUAGGAAAGCCUGAAAUAAGGCUAUCAUGCGUCUCAUGAUGACCCCGAAAUGUGUCAUGAGCUAUAUGAGGGAUGUAACUUCUCUAAUCCUAUGCGUCUAAGCUAUGUCUAUACACUGGGCUGACUAUAGGAAGUAACAGGCCGCUAUUAUAGACUAUUAUAUUCUAAGUUAA